This is a messenger RNA of Colletotrichum higginsianum IMI 349063, 1569 nucleotides long. RefSeq lists its product as uncharacterized. NCBI's taxonomy places the organism in Eukaryota, Fungi, Ascomycota, Sordariomycetes, Glomerellales, Glomerellaceae. Bases 1 to 1569 code for a protein of 522 amino acids. The transcript is spliced from 2 exons. The record is from RefSeq and is a predicted model, not a curated record.
AUGGAUCAUUUCAACGCGACUAUCCAGGACGGCAACUUCAUUUCAACACGGAGAGGGCUACAGGUCUCUAAGACAAAACACCUAGGCACACGGUUCAUCAAUGCUUCGGCGGCAUCAGAAAACCGUUCAAGCCACCAAGAGGAGUUCAGCUCCGUGGACCAGCACAAAAAGCAAGAGCCUCGAUUCAAGUUCUUCGACCUGCCCAUUGAAUCCCAAAACACCAGCACCAACGAGUCUUGUCCCCGGACACGAACCCCGGCAUCAGGGCCGAGCUCCUGGGACGGAACCCUUACCGACAAUGACAAGCGUCUCAUCAGCAUUUUUCUCAAGUACAUGCCAGCAAAGAUGUACCCUUACGAGCAGGUACUCCAGUACAAUCCCGUCCGAAGAGCACAUUUUCUAGAGAGUAUCAAAACCAGCACAGCUCGGCUCAACUAUGUUCUCAUGAGCGCGAGCGGCAUCGAGACUUUCUUGUCUGGCGAGCUGACCUCCCCAGAGCUUGUGUUCUGGCUUUCGCAUGUCUGCAGCGUUGUCAACGACCAUCUCUCGGACCGGAGAAUGGGCGGGGGGUUCGACGAAGGGAUCCUCGAAGCCGACGUUAGAGGGGCUGCCGCAUUGGGUUUUACGCCGCAUCUUGACUAUCACAGAUUCUUCGAAGCACCAAGCAAGAUGUUAUCUUUACGUUUGCGAACAGAGAUCUCCCGGGAUAUGUCGGGGAUUCUUUACCGUUGCGGUGUUCAAACAACCGUCGUAGACGCCAUGACUUCGACGUCGCUUUUCGCCGGCGUCCUCCGUGCGGCUUCUUCCAGCCCCGGUCGCGAGAUGUUGUUUGACCCCGAAGCCUUCAUCGAGGAGUGGCUUUGGUGCGAGUAUAAGCUCGUCAAAUAUCCUGGCCCGCUGCGUUCUGACUGCUCGAGCGCCUGCCGGAGACUUCCCGAUAAGUUGUACAUGGCUGCCGAUCUCGGCAGCUCCGAAGCAGUCGCCGAAGUGAUGGUAGAGACUCUACGCGCGCAGCCGGUGCCGCCGCUCGUGGGCAAUCUCCUCGAGUCCGCACUGCGUGCCGCGGCCAUUGUGUACAUCGAGGUGCUGGUGCCGGACGAGCCUGGCAGCCCCCUCGCACACGCGAUUCUGUUGAACCUUCUGUCCACUUCGGUUCAAACCAUCGUCCAACGCCUCCAGGAGCGACAGUCCAAGACGCGAAAUGAAAAGCCGCGAGAGAACAGCUGCGACGACGACGACGACGACGACUGCCUCCCAUCCACAGCGACGUCAAAGCCGGUGCUGAUAUGGAUCUGCAUCGUCGGAUUCGUCGUCUCGAAACUCUACGAGACGGACCUCGCCGCGCGGGGCAUACUGUUCGACCGGGCCUGCUACGGGCAGUGCCUCGCUAUGAUUGUGGGGCCGGAGCCCAAGGACGUCGACCGGCUGCGGGACGAAGACCUCGCGCUCUGCAGAGUCCUCGACGCGAGGGGGCUACGGAUCCAACCGUGCGAUGAGAGAAUUAUCCUGAAAGGCCUGCUGAAAGAGCAUUUAUACGGCAUCCCGGCGCUUGACUUGACGCCCGUGUGA